This is a messenger RNA of Cucurbitaria berberidis CBS 394.84, 1062 nucleotides long. RefSeq lists its product as uncharacterized. The transcript is spliced from 3 exons. Lineage: Eukaryota; Fungi; Ascomycota; Dothideomycetes; Pleosporales; Cucurbitariaceae. Gene Ontology annotation, biological process: peptidyl-histidine methylation, to form tele-methylhistidine. The coding region runs from base 1 to 1062 and encodes 353 amino acids. Gene Ontology annotation, molecular function: protein-L-histidine N-tele-methyltransferase activity. The record is from RefSeq and is a predicted model, not a curated record.
AUGGCGUUCAGUUUCGGCUUUUCUGGUGAGGACAUAGAAGAAGACCCAAACGAUGUUGUGCAUCAGACACUGGAAACGAAUGCGCCUGGGAGCGACGAACCCCCACCGAUUACAGCUAGAACACAUAUAUUAGAGGAGCUGAUGUCCACCCUUCCUGACAAAAUUUCAUAUUCAACAAUAUCUAUAACGUCCCCAAAAGGCCUCACUGCCCGCCUCCCACGACGCGAACUCUUCGAUGUGCGACUUCAACUCAUGGCCGAAGAUGACGGGUCAUCCUCAAAUCCACUUGCGGGACUAGACGAUUCCGAUCUCCGCCCCAACCUUUACGAAGGUGGCUACAAAACCUGGGAAUGCAGCAUCGACCUUGUAAAGUAUCUCCUAGACCGCGGACCUCGCAAGGAUCUCGACGACAUAGUUCGCGUAAACCACGUCAUUGAAAUGGGCUGUGGCACGGCACUCCCCUCUCUGCUACUAUUCCAAUACGCGCUGCAGAACGCGCUCGGGAUAUACUUCACCCUGACAGACUACAACGUCGACGUGCUCCGCCUCGUCACCGUUCCAAAUCUUCUAUUAACAUGGUGUUCGACACUUGAUGAAGCGCGGAGCAAGGACCUGUUUCCUGAGAGCGGUAACCCACUGCUGAGCGACGAAGAGAAUGGCGAUGUAUAUCUCACGCCCGCCCUGCUCACAGCGUUCAAACAUUCGCUUCACACUACCGGUCUGACCUUCACCCUUCUCUCGGGCUCCUGGCUCCCGAUACAACCGCUACUUUCUCUCAUCCCUUCAUCGCCCGACUUGAAUACUUUCAUCAUGGGCUCAGAAACAAUAUAUAGUCCUGCGUCGUUGACUGCGUUUACCGAGGCUAUUACUGAAUUAAUGAAGCGUGUUACAUGCGGGAAGACUAUCGUAGCUGCUAAACGUGUGUACUUUGGCGUUGGCGGCAGUGUAGACGGCUUCAGAGAAGAAUGUGCGAGGAGAGGGUGUGUGGCAUACGAGAUGGAGUUUGAAGGUCUCGAAAGUGAUGGUGUGAGGAGGUGUUUGGUGGAGGUGCAGAUGUGCUAG